Molecule: messenger RNA, 2130 nt
Organism: Fopius arisanus
Lineage: Eukaryota; Metazoa; Arthropoda; Insecta; Hymenoptera; Braconidae
Gene: blw
Product: ATP synthase subunit alpha blw, mitochondrial
Exons: 6
Coding region: 113-1759 (548 amino acids)
Biological process (GO): proton transmembrane transport; proton motive force-driven ATP synthesis
Molecular function (GO): ADP binding; ATP binding; proton-transporting ATP synthase activity, rotational mechanism
Source: RefSeq, a predicted model, not a curated record
GGGAGUAAAGGGUCUUCCGCUGCUGCGUGUGAUAUUACAUCGGAUUAUUUCCUCGUCUUUUGUGAAAAAAUCCGCAGUAGGUGUGAUACGGGUGAAUAAAUUAAAAAUAAUCAUGGCCCAACUGUCGCUACGUCUGGUCGCCUCGGUGGCUAAAUUAUUACCAAAUGCCACAACCCAGGUUCACUGGCCUGCCAGCGCAAUAGCAGUUCGCAAAUACCAUGUCAGCUGCAGCAGAAGAUCCGCAGAGAUAUCUGCUAUCCUGGAGGAGCGUAUCCUGGGAUCAGCCCCAAAGGCUAACCUCGAGGAGACUGGCAGAGUCCUGAGCAUUGGAGAUGGUAUCGCUCGUGUGUAUGGUCUCAAGAAUAUCCAGGCCGACGAGAUGGUGGAGUUCAGCUCUGGUCUCAAGGGUAUGGCCUUGAAUUUGGAGCCUGACAACGUUGGUAUUGUCGUAUUCGGUAACGACAGGCACAUAAUGGAGGGUGACAUUGUGAAACGUACCGGUGCUAUCGUCGACGUGCCAGUGGGUGAUGAACUCCUUGGACGUGUUGUUGAUGCCCUUGGAAAUCCAAUCGACGGUAAAGGGCCACUGGGUGCUAAACAGAGAUUCCGUAUUGGUACCAAAGCUCCCGGUAUUAUCCCCAGAGAAUCGGUUAGGGAGCCCAUGCAGACUGGUAUCAAAGCUGUGGACUCUCUGGUGCCAAUUGGUCGUGGCCAGCGUGAGCUGAUCAUCGGUGACAGGCAGACCGGAAAAACUGCUCUGGCCAUCGACACCAUCAUCAAUCAGAAACGUUUCAACGAUGCUGGUGAGGAAAAGAAAAAACUCUACUGCAUCUACGUCGCCAUUGGUCAGAAGAGAUCAACAGUCGCCCAAAUCGUGAAGAGAUUGACAGACAGCGGUGCCAUAAAUUACACAAUCAUCGUCUCAGCAACUGCAUCAGAUGCUGCACCCCUGCAGUAUUUGGCUCCAUACUCUGGCUGCGCCAUGGGUGAAUUUUUCCGAGACAAUGGCAAACACGCCUUAAUCAUCUACGACGAUUUAUCAAAACAGGCUGUUGCCUAUCGCCAGAUGUCCCUCCUCCUGAGACGACCACCAGGACGUGAAGCCUAUCCUGGUGAUGUAUUCUAUCUUCACUCGCGUCUUCUCGAACGUGCUGCUAAAAUGAAUCAGACACUUGGUGGAGGUUCUCUCACUGCCCUUCCCAUCAUCGAGACACAAGCUGGUGAUGUCUCUGCUUACAUUCCCACCAAUGUCAUCUCCAUUACUGAUGGACAAAUAUUCUUGGAGACUGAGCUCUUCUACAAGGGUAUCCGUCCAGCUAUCAAUGUCGGUCUCUCUGUAUCACGUGUCGGUUCAGCUGCUCAGACAAAAGCUAUGAAACAAGUCGCUGGAUCCAUGAAACUCGAGCUUGCCCAAUACCGAGAGGUAGCUGCUUUUGCACAGUUUGGAUCUGAUCUGGAUGCUGCCACACAACAGCUGCUCAGUCGAGGUGUUCGACUCACAGAACUCCUCAAACAAGGGCAAUACGUACCAAUGGCUAUUGAGGAGCAAGUAGCUGUAAUUUACUGCGGUGUCCGUGGAUAUCUCGACAAGAUGGACCCAACAAAAAUCACCGCCUUCGAAAAGGAAUUCCUGGCACACAUCAGGACAUCCCACAAGGAUCUCACAGCUACAAUUGCCAAGGAAAAUGUUAUCAGCGAAGCGUCCGACGCUAAACUCAAGAAGAUCGUCACCGAUUUUCUCGCUUCAUUCAACGCGUAAUUUGUUUACCACAAAAUUGUACCCAAUAAAUAGUUAUUAAACAGAAAAGACGAAGAAAACAGCGUUGCAAAGUACCACAGGGUGGCUUCAGUAUCGAAGACAUUGAAUCAUCAGUGAUGUAUGUUUAUUAGUGAAAACAUUCUCGCCACUAAUUUUUCAUGAAUAUAAAUCUAAGUAACGAGAUUGGAUUUUAAAUCGAAAUUAGUAUUAAAUACGUGAAAGUCACGAGGAUAAACAUGCGUUCAUUAUUUUGAUGAGAUUGUUACCUCAUUUUGUUAAAAUGUGAUGUAAUUCCUGUAGAUGCAAUUGAACAAUUGAAAUAUGGAAUAAAAUUCAAAUGAACUUGAGUUCUUUGAAGAUAGGAGAAAGAA